Messenger RNA from Trichomonas vaginalis G3, 945 nucleotides. RefSeq lists its product as uncharacterized. The record is from RefSeq and is a predicted model, not a curated record. The coding region runs from base 1 to 945 and encodes 314 amino acids. The transcript has a single exon. Lineage: Eukaryota; Parabasalia; Trichomonadida; Trichomonadidae.
AUGCAACAAAUUCAAGAUAAAGAUCCGAUUGAAUACAUAAUUUGGCAAGAAAACCUAUUCGAAACUAUUCAAUCUGCACCAAGUGAUCCUCAAAACGAAGCAGAUCGAAAUUUGCUCUUAUGCUACCAAGCUUGGGACAAUUUUCGUUCAACUCCUUACAUUAACAAAAAACCAAACAUUGAUAGUUUCUCAAUUUCUCAUAUUUGCAAUCUUAUUAUCCCAUUUUACAUCGCAAGGUGGAAUACAAUUAUCAGAGAUGACACUCAUGCGUUUCAUUUGAAGCCUGCAUUAGUAUAUAUCACAGCAUUUGUUGAUCAGAUGAAGAGAUUAAACGUUUAUAACUACGAUACUGAGAAAUUAGUCUUUACAAGAGAACAAAUAAUUUCUCAACUCUCAAACUCAGGCGAAAACUCUAAGAUUGUACUUAAACAGUUACUUAUUAAGAGUGUGGAAGAUGCUGAAGAGCUUAGAAUUCAAGUUCAACGCGAAAUUGAAGAAUGUUUGAAAGAUCCUGUUCGUGCUGCUAAAUUACAGGAUAUUUCAAUAGCUAAUGAUUCUCAGCUUGUUUACAGAUCUCUUGUUAUCCAUCAAGCAACCGAAGAAAUGGGAGAUAUGGAAGAUCUUCUUAAUGAUAGGGAGCAAAGUGACGUCAACCCCGAUGAAAUGCUUGCUGAAUCAAGAUAUAAUUACUUUGAGAAUGCCCAGGACUUAUUUGAUGAUGAAAACUCAGAUAAUAUCGAAAUAUCAAAUCCAUUGACAUUUAUUCCACAUGUUAUUGCUGAUUUCAAAGCUCUCCAGCGAUUUGUUGCUACUCACUACCAAGAUUUAACUCCAGAAGAGAGAGUACGGUUUGCAAAAGCUUUCUUUGAAGCAUCAACCAAAAAUCUUCCUAGUUUUAUUAUUAAGAAGUUCUCACAAACAAUCCAAUCACUGUAUAGAGAUUAA